AUGAUGCAUGACUCUCACGACAAAUAUCCGCCAGCAGCUGAGACGGAUUCGUUAUUGGACAGGAUUGAGAGUCGACCAGGAUUCAUCGGCUGGAAGGAGGCUGUUGUUCGCGAACUGGUGCUGAAGCAGAACUGGAAAUGGGGUCGAUGCGUCCACCAGCUGACGUUGUCGUUGACCAUGGACAUCAAGCCGAUGCUGUUGGCGUGGCCAUUGUUGAUACUGGUCGACAAUUGGCCGCGCAUACACAAGAUCUCAUUGGACGGAUUCAGAGGGGUUCGAUAUAGGGAGUUUCCUCAAGGGAAUGGACGGCACUAUCUGAUGAUGGAGGUUCCUCGAGGACAUGGCUCUGUCAGUUGCGUUGCAUGGGACACCACCGGCUUGGCAACCACCCAGGCUCCCAUGCCCACAGAGACUGGCGAUGUUGAGGAGGGGCAAUCGCUACCUUUGGCACUUGGAGGAUUCUUGAGGUUUGUGGCGCCUUACGACUUAAAUCCUACAGCGCGUUAA
Linnemannia hyalina is the source of this 507-nucleotide messenger RNA. The record is from the annotation of a GenBank genome assembly. NCBI's taxonomy places the organism in Eukaryota, Fungi, Mortierellomycota, Mortierellomycetes, Mortierellales, Mortierellaceae.